CAGAACGCAGACAAACCAAUGACAGGGGAAGAGAAACCCCCACUGGUUAUCCACGCGCGUUGCCCACCCCGCAUGCUUUUUCAGAAAGCCAACAUUAUCCAUCUGUCACUUACAGACGCUCAGCACACGUCAUUUGGUUGAUAUAGGUGGGCUGACUCGAGAACAAGAGGACUAUCUGAAUAGCAACUUUACUGGAUCGAGUCCAUGCGUGGAUUUCAGCGCAUCGUGAAUGAGUGAAGAAUGUGAUGGUAACGGAGCAGUAUGGAGUGCUCGUGGAAGACACUACUGCUGCUCGUGUGCACAUCCUUGGGGGUGCAGUACACUGCCAUCCGCUCCCUCCAUGACUCCUUCAGUGGCCCAUGCCAAGACUCCGCCCACUGCCAAGGACGACAGGGUAAAGAGCAGAGAUGGAAAUCUCUCUGCGAUGACAUCCAUGUCCCUGCUGAGACUAGCACUGCCACCGCUCGAAAGCACAUCCUUCUGUUUGCACAAACCCGUAGUGGCUCCUCCUUUACCGGACAGCUUUUCAAUCAACAUCCUGGCAUAUUUUAUGUUUUUGAGCCUCUUUAUCAUGUGCAACAGGCCUUUACCAAUUCUAGUAGCCGCCUGCAAAGGGCUUUGGAUGGCAGAGCUCUUCUGGGGGCCUACCGAGACCUCCUCCUCAAUCUCUACAACUGUGACUUCAGCUUCCUGGAGAGCUACAUUCGCCCUGAACCACAGGAUCACAUGACUGGGACCUUUUUCCGCCGCAGCUCCAGCCAUGCCCUGUGCACGCCGCCUGUCUGUCAGGAGGGUGGGGAGGAGAUUCUAGCAGGGCAACCGGAUGAAUCCUGGUGCCCGAAAAAGUGCCAGGCGCUGAACCUCACUCUAGCCUCUCAGGCUUGCCAAGCACGAAGCCACGUGGUUAUAAAAACAGUUCGUAUCCCAGAGGUAGGAGACCUACGCACGCUGUCAGAAGACCCCCGUUUAGAUUUGAGAAUCGUCCAUUUGGUGAGAGAUCCCCGAGCCAUUCUUGCAUCUCGCAUGACUGCUUUUGCUGGCAAAUUCAGAGCCUGGAAGAUCUGGAACGCCACUGGCCGCCAACCGCGGUACGUGGACCUGACGCAGAUAACAAGUACGUGCAGAGAUAUCGAGUAUUCUGUGGAGACCGGCUUGCAGAACCCCACAUGGCUGAGAGGGAGGUAUCUAUUGGUGCGUUAUGAAGACUUGGCCUUGAAUCCUGAGGAAAAGGUCAAGGAGAUAUAUCGAUUUCUGGGGAUGGACUUGCAUCAUAAAGUUCUCACAUGGAUUGCUCAUAACACCAAUGGCACUGUCCCUUCUUCUUCCGAUUGGAACUAUAAGUACUCCACCACAAGAGACUCUAAAGCCACAGCUCAGAGUUGGAGAGUACAUCUGAACUUUGACAUUGUUAAGACAGUUCAAUCUUUGUGUAACAGAACUCUUGCUCUACUAGGCUAUAAGCUUGUCCAGUCUGUAGAUGAACUGAGGAAUAUAACAAAAAGUUUAAUGGACCCCAGGACGUAGUUAAGUUAACUUUUUUGUGAACUACUGCUUAAUUUUGAAGACACUUUUAUCCAAAGCGACUUAUAUUGCAUUCAAUACAUUGAAUCAAACAGGGCUAAUUAGUAUAUUUGGUUACAUAAUAUUGUGUUAAUUGCUUCAAUUUGUUAUGACAACUUGCAUACAAGCCAUGUAAAUCCAUGCAACAUUAUGUAUACUACUUUGGGGGAAAUUUAGCUCAUGAAUAAUAAUUAGGUUUAUGAUUAUGAUGCUUUGUAACUUUCCUUAAAGGUAUAAUUUGCCCAAAAAUGAAAA
This is a messenger RNA of Rhinichthys klamathensis goyatoka, 1815 nucleotides long. RefSeq names its product Carbohydrate sulfotransferase 1-like. Bases 262 to 1524 code for a protein of 420 amino acids. Gene Ontology annotation, molecular function: keratan sulfotransferase activity; N-acetylglucosamine 6-O-sulfotransferase activity. Gene Ontology annotation, biological process: keratan sulfate proteoglycan metabolic process; N-acetylglucosamine metabolic process. The record is from RefSeq and is a predicted model, not a curated record. NCBI's taxonomy places the organism in Eukaryota, Metazoa, Chordata, Actinopteri, Cypriniformes, Leuciscidae. The transcript has 3 exons.